GCAGCGUCCCCUCAGGCUGCUUUCAAAUCCUAACUUCCCCGGGGUGGAGUUGGAGGAGGGACGCGGAGGGGGAGGGAAUGGCCCCGGCGCGGCGGCGUGCUGCGCUCUAAAAACAGUUGAUCCUGCUGUCCCCUUUGCUUUUCCCGCCAGAGGCAGGCCGUUUCCUGCACCCAGCACCUAAUCAGCCGGGGUCGGUGCACCCCGCGGGGACGGCGCGGGCUCGGAGCGUGGCCCAUGUCCGGCUCGAGUGAAGCCCUCGCUCCCGGGCCCGCAGGGCAGCAGUGCCCGGCUGAGGCGGGCGGAGCCCGGCUGGGCUCCCCGGCCCAUGAAGCAUGUAAUGAGGACAAUACUGAGAAAGAUAAAAGGCCAGCUACCAGUGGUCACACCAGGUGUAGGCUGAUGCGGGACCAGUCCAUUUGGCAAAAUCCUUCAGCUGGUGAGCUCGUCAGAACCCAACCUGAGCGUCUGUCUCAACUCCAGACAUCAGCACAGGAACCUAACAAGGAGGAAACAGGCAAGAUAAAGAAUGGCGGCCACACAAGUAUGAGCAAUGGGAAUGGAAUUCCUCAUGGAGCCAAACAUGUGUCCCUGGAUAAUCACAAAAUGUCAGCUCCCGUUUCUCAGAAGAUGCACAGAAAAAUCCAGUCGAGCUUGUCUGUAAACAAUGACAUCAGUAAGAAGAGCAAAGUAAAUGCUGUCUUUUCCCAAAAAUCAGCUUCCUCACCUGAAGACUGUUGUGUCCACUGUAUCCUGGCAUGCCUGUUCUGUGAAUUCCUGACCCUCUGCAACAUUGUCCUGGGACAAGCUUCCUGUGGCAUCUGCACCUCCGAAGCCUGCUGCUGUUGCUGUGGUGAUGAGAUGGGCGAUGACUGUAGCUGCCCCUGUGACAUGGACUGCGGCAUCAUGGAUGCCUGUUGUGAAUCCUCAGACUGUUUAGAAAUCUGCAUGGAAUGCUGUGGCAUUUGUUUUCCUUCAUAAAAGAUUUAUCUCUUGUUUGUACUAAAACUGGAGACAACUUUACAAUAUUUCUUGUAGGGGAAAGAAAAGCGCAUGGUAAGACUCCCAUGAAACAACUCAGUAUUUGCACUGUUUAACCCAUUCCUUUUAAGUACGCUCUGAAAUUCUUCCUCUUUCACCAGAUGUAUGUGGUUUAAUAUGUGAAGUUUUAACUGUCUAACUGGUUUUUGAAGCUUCUUCGUAGAUGAUAAUAAUUGGGAGACAUUUUGACACACACAGCCUAAAAUGUUAAAUGUCUUCUUUCUCUUGACAUGUCUGUUUUCCCUAACCAUUCUGAGCAGCUUUUUGCUCUAAACACAACAUUGCUCAGUGUGUAUUUAAACCAGAUCACUUUGAUGUUUAUCUAUUAGAGGUUAAAAGCAAACAUUUCUUUUAUUAUUAUUAUUAUUAUUCUAAGUAAGCACAAACAUUGGGCAGAGCCAGCCGUAAACAGAUGUGGGACUCUCCCUCCGUGUUGGUCUCCUCUGGGCUUUUCACCUCUCUUGUUCUGCCAGGAGUGCACUGAGGAAGAUCACAUUGCUCUCAUCUGGAGCAGCAGGGAGUGUAGUGGAGGUGAGCAGGAUGGGAGCUGCAAAGAAUGAAACAGGUUGCAAGGUAUGCUGGCUUCAGGACUGUAAAGGCAAGAGGCCAUAGGAACAUACAGAAGUGAAUAACAGGUUAUGGAGGAAGGCCUGGAGGAGGAUGUGGCACUGUGGAUGCUCUAGGACGAGCUACUUAAAUUUAGGAAAAAAGUUGAAGGUGCACGGCCUGGACUGUCUGUGUUCUGAACAAGUGGAAAGGAUUUGCCUUGUACAUUGCAGCAACACAGCUUUCUUAGAACUGUAAAAUCUGAACUAAUGCAAAUACGAACUUUCCUACAUAUAAUUUAAGUGUUAUAAAUUUUAAUGAAAACAUAAUACCUUGUUAACAUAACUAUAUUUUACCAAAAAAUGUAGAACACUUUUUAACAACGUUCAUUUAAAUGAGCUUUUUUUUUCCUUUUUCUUUUUUUUUUUUUUUUUAAGAUUAAAAAAAAAAAAAAUCCCAGUAUUCCUUGUGGUUUUUCCAAAGCUGGCUUAUAUUUGGAAAGACUCAGUUCUUUAUCAUGCAGGGGUGGUGGUGGUGGGGUCUAUUUAUUUUCAUUGGCUUGUAGUCCUAGCCAUGUUGUAUUUCAUAAGUAGGUGAGUUUUGGAUCCACUACAGGAGUACCUCAGAUGUCCAACACCAUCACCAGAUAUCAGGAUUCCAACUGUGUGUGACAUUAUGCCAAGUAACAUGUUAUAAAGAUACUAAAGCAGGAAGAAGUGAGGCUGUGAUGAGACUAAUUCUACAGUGAUGGAGUCAGCUCAUGUGGAAGGGAGAGUUCGGAUUCACACACACCCUCCUGUGGGGUUGUCCUUUUCUCUCCAGAUUUAAAACCUGGGUCAACAGCACAAGGGAAGGCCUGGGUCAA
This is a messenger RNA of Mus pahari (shrew mouse), 2449 nucleotides long. It is a transcript of the gene Mdfic, whose product is annotated as MyoD family inhibitor domain containing. Lineage: Eukaryota; Metazoa; Chordata; Mammalia; Rodentia; Muridae. The record is from RefSeq and is a predicted model, not a curated record. The coding region runs from base 235 to 978 and encodes 247 amino acids. The transcript has 4 exons.